AUGACAAAGGAGGAGUUCCUAGGGAUCUCUUGCCGCAACCAAGAAGAUGCACCAGACCACUUGAACCACACUGUUUCAGAUUCGGCUCAACCACCUGGAUCGCAAGGCACCAAUCAACAGUUCAGAUCCCAAUCAACCAAGAUCAAUCCCUUUCCAACAACCAACCACAACCAUUUAUCAACAACCACCAACUUCUACCCUUCACAAACGUCACAAUUUGCAAUGGGUCCCUUUUAUCACCCCCAGAUGGGGUGGGCAACCCAACCGUGGGUAUGGGGCCCUCAGCCAAAUAUCUAUCAGUCUCACCCGGUGAUGCCAACAGCAAUGGCUCCAAACACUCUCCAAAGUCAAACCAAAUUGGUUUCCUCCCUGGCGUGUUCAGAAAUCAGUGCUGACAUCAACAACUAUUUUCAUUUUUGCCAUGUUGAUCCGGAAUGUGAGGUGGUCAACAAGGUUCUUUCUGAGUAUGGAAUUACUGACUACUCUGAAUUUGAGCACUUUGAGGCAGGUGAGCUGGAAGCACUUGGAGUCAAGAAGAGUAAUGCCAGGUCCCUUGUAUCCAGAGUCCAAAAGUUCAAGCAGGGUCUUAAAAAAGACAUCAACAGAAGAAGUAUUGAUCUCAACUGGUUGCUUUGUACUUGUUUCAUCCUUUAA
Puccinia graminis f. sp. tritici CRL 75-36-700-3 is the source of this 654-nucleotide messenger RNA. RefSeq lists its product as uncharacterized. The record is from RefSeq and is a predicted model, not a curated record. Bases 1 to 654 code for a protein of 217 amino acids. The transcript has 2 exons. Lineage: Eukaryota; Fungi; Basidiomycota; Pucciniomycetes; Pucciniales; Pucciniaceae.